AUGAUAGAGCAAGCCGAGCUGCUGGAGGGCCACCACAAGCUGAUGAACCUGAAGUGCUCAUGGAAUGACCUCAUGUACAAGCAGUACCGCAUAGACAGCAAGAACACGCACAAUAUGAACCUUAUUCUAAACUACUUUGGCAAGUGCAGCGUCUGUCGGACGACCUGGCCAAGCAGCUGUGGAUAGCGUGCAUCGAGUGCACCCAGUCGGUGACACGUGAGUCGGACAAGAUGUGGCUGAAGAAAUCACAAACCUAA
This is a messenger RNA of Coregonus sp. 'balchen', 257 nucleotides long. Lineage: Eukaryota; Metazoa; Chordata; Actinopteri; Salmoniformes; Salmonidae. The record is from the annotation of a GenBank genome assembly.